Molecule: messenger RNA, 6342 nt
Organism: Pipra filicauda (Wire-tailed manakin)
Lineage: Eukaryota; Metazoa; Chordata; Aves; Passeriformes; Pipridae
Gene: MUC6
Product: mucin 6, oligomeric mucus/gel-forming
Exons: 36
Coding region: 1-6342 (2113 amino acids)
Cellular component (GO): extracellular matrix
Molecular function (GO): protein binding
Source: RefSeq, a predicted model, not a curated record
AUGUUAUUUGUGAUGUUUAAAGAUCAUGCCGGGCCAAAGGUCCUUGAGCAAUCAGUUCCAUCUGUGUCCGCAUACCAGACCGGGAGUAUCCGCAGCUCCUCCACGGCCUCCUGCCUGCAGCACAGAUUCACAGGGACAGAUCUUCACACCCACCCAGACCCGCAGACUGAGCUCUCCGGGAGCCACCCCGGCUUCUCUCUGCAAACUGAGAGGAGCCACUGCGCCGGGGUGCAAGAGCCGGGGCUUCCAGUUCUGUUGAUUUUGAGCAAGGAUUCCUGUUCUACAUGGGGUGGAGGCCAUUUUUCAACCUUUGAUAAAUACCAGUAUGACUUCACUGGGACUUGCAACUAUAUCUUUGCAACUGUAUGUGAUGAAACCAGCCCAGACUUCAACAUUCAGUUCCGCCGUGGGAUGGACAAAAAAAUUGCAAGGAUCAUUAUUGAGCUUGGACCUUCUGUUGUCAUUGUUGAGAAAGGCAGCAUUUCUGUCAGGAGUGUUGGAAUUAUUAAGUUGCCUUAUACUAGCAAUGGAAUUCAAAUAGCACCUUAUGGACACAACAUCCGCCUGGUCGCCAAGCUGAUGGAGAUGGAACUAGUUGUCAUGUGGAACAAUGAUGACUAUCUCAUGGUUUUGGCUGAAAAAAAAUACAUGGGGAAAGUCUGUGGAAUGUGUGGAAAUUAUGAUGGUUAUGAAUGGAAUGAAUUUGUGCGUGAAGGUAAAUUGCUGGACACGUACAAAUUUGCUGCAUUACAAAAAAUGGAUGAUCCAUCAGAGAUCUGCCUGUCUGAGGAGAUACCAAUUUCUACUGUUCCUCACAAAAAAUAUGCCAUGAUCUGCUCUCAGCUACUUAAUUUGGUGUCACCAACCUGCAGUGUGCCAAAGGACGGGUUUGUCAUUCGUUGCCAGCUUGAUAUGCAGGACUGCAGUGAGCCAGGACAAAACAACUGCGCUUGCUCUACACUGUCAGAAUAUUCAAGGCAAUGUGCUAUGUCCCACCAGAUGGUGUUCAACUGGAGAACUGAAAAUUUCUGUUCUGUGGGAAAAUGUUCUGCAAACCAAAUCUAUGAGGAAUGUGGUUCUCCAUGUAUUAAAACCUGUUCCAACCCAGAGUACAGCUGUUCCAGUCACUGUACCUACGGUUGCUUUUGUCCAGAAGGAACUGUUCUUGAUGAUAUCUCCAAGAAUCGAACGUGUGUUCACAUUAGCCAGUGUCCAUGUACACUGAAUGGGAAGCCAUACGCUCCUGGUGAGACAAUGAAAGCAACAUGUAGGACCUGCAAAUGUAUGAUGGGUCAAUGGGACUGCAAAGAUUUGCCCUGUCCUGGAAGGUGUUCACUGGAAGGAGGCUCCUUUGUUACCACGUUUGAUUCCAGGUCGUACAUAUUCCAUGGGGUUUGCACUUACGUUCUCAUGAAGAGUGCCAGCCUGCCACACAAUGGAACCCUAAUGGCAGUAUACGAAAAGACUGGUUAUUCUCAUUCCGAAACGUCACUUAGUGCUAUAAUUUACCUAUCCACAAAGGACAAAAUUGUGAUUUCUCAGAAUGAUCUCCUCACAGAUGAUGAUGAACUUAAGCGGCUGCCUUACAGAUCAGGAGACAUUACUGUUUUCAGGCAGUCCUCAAUGUACGUUCAAAUGCAUACAACCUUUGGGCUGGAACUUGUAGUUCAAACAUCACCUGUGUUCCAAGCCCAUGUGAAAGCUGGAUCACAAUUCAAAGGCAGAACACUAGGUUUGUGUGGCAAUUACAAUGGAGACACUACAGAUGACUUCAUGACUAGCAUGGAUAUCACUGAAGGGACAGCCUCCUUGUUUGUAGAUUCCUGGAGGGCAGGAAAUUGCCAUCCUGCUUUAGAGAGAGAGACUGACCCUUGUGCUUUGAGUCAACUAAACAAAAUAUCUGCUGAGACUCAUUGCUCCGUUCUCACCAAGAAGGGUACAGUGUUCGAGAAAUGCCAUGCUGUGGUCAACCCUAUUCCUUUCUACAAGAGAUGUGUCUACCAGGCCUGUAACUAUGAAGAGACCUUUCCAUACAUUUGUUCUGCUCUGGGAUCAUAUGCACGAGCAUGCAGUUCAAUGGGUUUAAUCCUUGAGGACUGGAGAGGCAGUAUGGACAAUUGUACCAUUACUUGCACUGGCAAUCAAACAUUCAGCUACAACGCUCAGGCAUGUGACAGGACAUGCUUGUCACUCUCCAACCGAGCCCUGGAAUGUCAUCCAACUGAUAUUCCUGUUGAAGGCUGCCAGUGCCCUAAAGGACUGUACUUAAACCACAAGAAUGAGUGUGUUCGUAAAUCUCAUUGUCCCUGCUAUUUGGAAGAUAGAAAAUACAUCCUGCCUGACCAGUCAACAAUAACUGGUGGGAUCACCUGCUACUGUGUUAAUGGAAGGCUAAGUUGCACAGGCAAACCUCAAAAUCCUGCAGAAAGCUGCAAAGCUCCUAAGAAAUACAUAUCAUGUUCUGACAGUUUAGAAAACAAGUAUGGAGCUGCAUGUGCCCCUACCUGUCAGAUGCUGGCUACUGGAAUUGAAUGUAUACCAACUAAAUGUGAAUCAGGCUGUGUCUGUGCUGAUGGCCUAUAUGAAAAUCUCGAUGGCAAGUGUGUUCCAGCUGAGGAGUGUCCAUGUGAAUAUGGUGGCCUUUCUUAUGGAAGAGGUGAACAAAUCCAAACUGAAUGUGAGAUCUGCACUUGCACAAAAGGCAAAUGGAAAUGUGUUCAGAAAUCAAGGUGUUCCUCAACUUGUAACCUUUAUGGAGAAGGCCACAUCACCACUUUUGAUGGACAGCGUUUUGUGUUUGAUGGCAACUGUGAAUACAUAUUAGCUACGGAUGGCUGCAGCAUUAAUAGACCUGUUUCCUCUUUCAAAAUUGUUACUGAGAAUGUCAUCUGUGGGAUAUCAGGAGUUACAUGCUCCAGGUCCAUCAGCAUUUACCUUGGGAAUUUGACAAUCAUACUGAGAGAUGAAACCUUCGCUAUUUCUGGGGAAAAUCCUAGUGUACGAUAUCAUGUGAAAAAGAACGCCCUUCACCUGAUGUUUGAUAUCAUUAUCCCAGGAAAAUACAACAUGACCCUUAUUUGGAAUAAGCACAUGAACUUCUUCAUCAAGAUUUCCAGAGGAACACAGGAAACUCUAUGCGGUUUGUGUGGGAACUAUAAUGGCAAUAUGAAGGAUGAUUUUGAAACUCGAAGCAAGUAUGUGGCAUCAAAUGAAUUGGAAUUUGUCAAUUCUUGGAAAGAGAAUCCUCUCUGUGGGGAUGUAUACUUUGUAGUGGAUCCUUGUAGCAAGAACCCUUAUCGUAAAGCAUGGGCAGAAAAGACAUGUUCUGUCAUCAAUGGCGAGGUUUUUUCUGCCUGUCACAAUAAGGUGAAUCGGAUGCCCUAUUAUGAGGCCUGUGUUCGAGACUCUUGUGGGUGUGACACUGGAGGGGACUGUGAAUGCAUGUGUGAUGCCAUUGCAGUCUAUGCCAUGGCAUGUUUAGAGAAAGGUAUCUGCAUUGACUGGAGGACCCCUGAGUUCUGUCCUGUCUAUUGUGAAUACUACAAUUCUCAUAAAAGAACAGGAGUUGACAGUGCUUAUUCCUCUGACUACAAUGAUGACAAAUGCACCUGGCAUUACAGGCCUUGUAAUUGCCCAAACCAAAACUACAAAUAUGUCAACAUUGAAGGUUGUUACAACUGCUCUCAUGAUGAAUACUUUGACCAUGAAGAGAACAGGUGCAUGCCAUGUGGAGAAGAAAGCACUAGCACCACACUUGAAACAUCUUCACCUUCACCAGUAACAACAGUGCAGCCUAAAGUAACAGGAAGCUCUGCUGCAAGCACCCUACCAACAGUACCUAGUGCUUCUACAACUGCUAUAUCAACUGAGAUUACAAAUCCAACAAUAACUGCAAAAACUACAGUUCCGAGAACUUCACCCAUACAACCUCUUGUCACAACGAAGUCAGCAACUGAACAUACAACAUCAAUUUCUACCACACCGAACAUGACUACAACCAUCACUACUCCUUCCAUAACUACCACAACAAAGAGAACCAUGACCACUAUACCAAGGUCUACACCUGCUGCCUCAUCAACUGCUGCUUCAACAGAGACAGAACAAGUACGGUUCACCUCCCCAUCCUUCAAGACCACUACCAAAAAGGAAAUGACAACCUCCUCAUUGCCUACUCAAACCCUGUCUCAGAGCAUAACUUUCAGCGAGCCUAAACUAACAACAGCAGUUGUCACCCACAUAAGAACGUUGACACAGCCUGUGCAGCAUCUUGUCUCUCAGACACAGACCACCCCUGCCACGUCCACCAGCAGCACCUCUGUCCCAAGAGAGACCAGUCCUGCCACCAGCCCAGGAGUUCCACUGGCAAGGACAUCUCCAAGCCCGAGCUCUUUGCCUGCCACCUCAGCCUCAUCUGCUUCUUCCCUCUCCUCAACUGGGUCCUCGACAUGGCUGGGAACAUCACAUCCUGCCUUCACCCAUAAAAAGUCAACUGAGCCACACACUGAGCAACCUCUGACCACACAGAAGACCACAGCCGCAACCUCCAUCAGCAGCACCUCCAAGACCUCUGUCUCCACAGAGACCAGCCCACCAAGCAGCACAGAACUCCCUCUGACAACAACAUCUCCAAAUCCCAGCUCUCCACCUGCCCCCAGCAGCCCACUCAGCACCCGGCUGCCAUCUGCUCCCACUUCCACAGUCUAUUCCACAGCAGUUCUAAGCACCAGCUUCAGGCCUACACCUACAACCCUGAGGCCCAAGCCCUCGUUUCCAGUGACAAGUGCUCCACAAGAGUCUCCUGCAGCAGAGUCCUCUGCACCCACCACAGCCAAAACUAGCACAGUGCCAUCUCCUGCUCCUUCUCCCUCCUCAACUGUGUCCUCAACGUGGCUGAGCUCCUCACAGCCUGCCUUCACCCAUAAAAAGUCAACUGAGCCCCACACUGAGCCAACGCUGACCACACAGAAGACCACAGCUGCCACCUCCAUCAGCAGCACCUCCAAGACCUCUGUCUCCACAGAGACCAGCCCUCCAAGCAGCACAGAACUCCCUCUGACAACAUCUCCAAAUCCCAGCUCUCCACCUGCCCCCAGCAGCCCACUCAGCACCCGGCUGCCAUCUGCUCCCACUUCCACAGUCUAUUCCACAGCAGCUCCAAGCACCAGGCCCAGGCCUACACCUACAACCCUGAGGCCCAAGCCCUCGUUUCCAGUGACAACCUUCACCCAUAAAAAGUCAACUGAGCCCCACACUGAGCCAACGCUGACCACACAGAAGACCACAGCUGCCACCUCCAUCAGCAGCACCUCCAAGACCUCUGUCUCCACAGAGACCAGCCCACCAAGCAGCACAGAACUCCCUCUGACAACAACAUCUCCAAAUCCCAGCUCUCCACCUGCCCCCAGCAGCCCACUCAGCACCCGGCUGCCAUCUGCUCCCACUUCCACAGUCUAUUCCACAGCAGCUCCAAGCACCAGCCCCAGGCCUACACCUACAACCCUGAGGCCCAAGCCCUCAUUUCCAGUGACGAGUGCUCCACAAGAGUCUCCUGCAGCAGAGUCCUCUGCACCCACCACAGCCAAAACCACCUUCACCCAUAAAAAGUCAACUGAGCCACACACUGAGCCAACUCUGACCACGCAGAAGACCACGGACGCAACCUCCAUCAGCAGCACCUCCAAGACCUCUGUCUCCACAGAGACCAGCCCACCAAGCAGCACAGAACUCCCUCUGACAACAACAUCUCCAAAUCCCAGCUCUCCACCUGCCCCCAGCAGCCCACUCAGCACCCGGCUGCCAUCUGCUCCCACUUCCACAGUCUAUUCCACAGCAGCUCCAAGCACCAGCCCCAGGCCUACACCUACAACCCUGAGGUCCAAGCCCUCUUCCCCUACAACCUUCACCCAUAAAAAGUCAACUGAGCCACACACUGAGCCAACUCUGACCACGCAGAAGACCACGGCCGCAACCUCCAUCAGCAGCACCUCCAAGACCUCUGUCUCCACAGAGACCAGCCCACCAAGCAGCACAGAACUCCCUCUGACAAUAACAUCUCCAAAUCCCAGCUCUCCACCUGCCCCCAGCAGCCCACUCAGCACCCGGCUGCCAUCUGCUCCCACUUCCACAGUCUAUUCCACAGCAGCUCCAAGCACCAGCCCCAGGCCUACACCUACAACCCUGAGGCCCAAGCCCUCAUUUCCAGUGACAAGUGCUCCACAGGAGUCUCCUGCAGCAGAGUCCUCUGCACCCACCACAGCCAAAACCAGCACAAAUCCCAGAAUUCUUAGCGUUGGAAUGGACAUCUGGACAUCAUUACCUGCCUGCCAAGAAGGGGUCUCUUAG